AUGACCAUCCUCUCAAACCCCGGACAAUCCUCAGCAAACUCCCCCCCGGAGGAUAAGCCGUACCACUCAAAACGACCUCACAAGAAGUCCAGGACGGGCUGUAGGAACUGCAAAACUCGCAAGGUCAAGUGCGACGAAGCUCGCCCGACCUGCCGCAACUGCGUGCUCCGCAAGGCCGAGUGCGUCUACCCCGGACCGGCCCACUCCCACGCCGACCAGCAACCGGGGUCGCCAUCCUCAUCCUCCGGCUCAACUUCAUCACGCGCCCAAACCCCGGGGCAGAGCGGCGAUGAGGACUUCAACGCGCUUGUGGUCAAGGAGCCGCUCUACAUUGCCACAAGCCAGCACGAUGCCAUCGACAUGAAACUCUUGUGGUUUUACACUACAAACACCUUCACCUCCUUCGCGACUCAGGCCGGGAGGGUGAAGCGCAUCGACGAUAUCUUGAAGAUCAAGAUCCCGGCUCACGCCUUCGAAAGUCCGUUCCUCAUGGACUGUCUGCUGGGCACCUCGGCCCUGCAACUCCAGCACCUCGGACAGGACAUCGCGCCGUCGCGAGCCCUCCGCUACCGUGCCCGCGCCUUCGAGGGCUACCGCAAGGCCAUCGAGGAAUUCAAGCCGGAGACAUUCCCCGCCCUCAUCGCUACCUCACUCCUUCUCACAGCCCUCUCAUCACAAAUGUUCCGCGAACCGGGCACGAAGGAGCUCUACAUCAUCGACUGGAUGAUAGUCUGGCGCGGCAUCGGCCUCAUGAUCGACAUGGCGACCCCGCAGACGGUAUGGGAGUCGGGCAUGGCCGAGCUCUUCUUCAGGCCCCCGAUCGACCUCGACAAGGCCGCCCUGCACAUCCCCAACAACCUCCUCUUCAUGAUCACCUCCAUCAAGCCCGGCGACCCGGACUUCGAAGACGUCGCAACCUACUACGACACCCUCAAGUACCUCGGCUCCCUCUACUCGGAGCUCGUCCACGGCUUCAGCCCCAUCAUGACCCUCCGCGUCGUCACCUGGUUCACCUUCAUCCCCAAGGGCUUCGUCGAGCUGGGCCGCCAGAAGAGGCCCCGCGCCCUCGUCAUCCUCGCCCACUACCUCAUGUUCAUGAAGGCCGUCCAGAACCUGUGGUGGAUCGACGGCAUCGCCGACCGCGAGAUCGCCGGCAUCGUGCGCCAUCUGGGCGCCGACUGGACCGAGGACCUCGCCGCGCCGCGCCUCGCCCUCCUCCUCGACGACCGAACCGACGUCGCGCGCCUGCUGCUCAACGACCCGCACUGGGAGUCGCCCAUCGAUUACUUCACCGAGAAGGCGCGGGCGCGGGACCCCCGGACCCAGUCGCUCACGUGGGUCGACGACACCGGCAAGCGGUAUAAGUCGAUGCCGCGGCACGUGGGCGCGUUGUAUCCCCCCAAUCCGGCGCCGCGGGGGACGGCGUGGGAGGAGGACGGGUUUCAUCCGGACGCGCUGUUGCUCGCUGCGCCGAAUAGAGAUUAUGCGGACUCGGUCUUACAGGCCAUCGAUUUGGGGGUUCAGGAUAUGGAUAUGUCCAGGUGA
Messenger RNA from Colletotrichum karsti, 1545 nucleotides. RefSeq lists its product as uncharacterized. The coding region runs from base 1 to 1545 and encodes 514 amino acids. The transcript has a single exon. The record is from RefSeq and is a predicted model, not a curated record. Lineage: Eukaryota; Fungi; Ascomycota; Sordariomycetes; Glomerellales; Glomerellaceae. Gene Ontology annotation, biological process: regulation of transcription by RNA polymerase II. Gene Ontology annotation, molecular function: zinc ion binding; DNA-binding transcription activator activity, RNA polymerase II-specific.